Molecule: messenger RNA, 729 nt
Organism: Alternaria conjuncta
Lineage: Eukaryota; Fungi; Ascomycota; Dothideomycetes; Pleosporales; Pleosporaceae
Exons: 2
Coding region: 1-729 (242 amino acids)
Source: RefSeq, a predicted model, not a curated record
AUGACGGUGUCAAAGACUCGGGGCGCCGCACGCAAAGGUGCACACAAACGCGUACAUUUCGGGCGCCAUAUGGUCGAUAUCUUUGUCGGACCUGACGAACAUCCUUUCAGUGUGCACCAAGACCUGCUUUGUUCAAGCUCAAGCUACUUCAAGGAAGAAGUGCAAAGCUCUCGCAAAGUUAUCGAAGGCGAAUGUUCGAUCUGCACAGAAGGAAUGUCGGGACAUUUGCCGAUUACUUAUUGCGGACCUUGUGGUCAGAACUUCCACACUGGAUGCAUCCAAGAGUGGCUUGACAGAGAAGAGAUCUGUCCUCUUUGCCGCACAGAAUGGAAUUACUUCGAGGACGAGGUUGGAAUCUGCGAAACGAGUUUGGAAGAGUGCGAUCCUCUGAGCUUCGACAUGUACAUGCAGUGGCUAUAUACUGGAACCAUUCCAGUUUACCCUCAUGGCGACCUUGAGAAUGCUGUCCAAAACCGCUUCAUCGAACUCAUGAAAGCCCACAUAGUUGGCGACAAGCUUCAAGAUCCUGGAUUUCUAAAAGCCAUUUACGAGGAAAUCAUCGACUACAGUCUGACUGUCGAGAAGCUCCCUAGCCGGAAAUCCGUCGUAUUCGCAUAUACCAACGGAAGCGAAGUCUCUCUACUUCGCAAGUUCUUAGCGGCUCUGUAUGCUGUACGGGCAAGCUCACACUUCAAAGACUUAGAGAGAUUUCCAAAGCAGUUCAUAUAA